AUGGAUGCCUUAUGGGUGGCCAGUGUCACUGAUUCAAUCAACACUAUCUACCUUCUAUUCUCAGCCUACCUAGUGUUUGUCAUGCAGCUUGGUUUUGCGAUGCUAUGUGCAGGUUCUGUCCGAGCCAAGAAUGCCAUGAAUAUUAUGCUCACGAAUGUUGUGGAUGCUGCGGUGGGAAGCCUUUCAUACUACCUCUUUGGUUUUGCAUUUGCAUUUGGAGAUGGAUCCAAUUCAAACCCGUUUAUUGGUGUACGGUUUUUUGCUCUUAAAGACAUUCCCAGCUCUUCUUAUGAUUAUAAUUUUUUUCUUUAUCAAUGGGCUUUUGCUAUUGCAGUUGCUGGCAUAACUAGUGGCUCUAUAGCUGAGCGCACUCAGUUUAGUGCUUAUCUUGUUUUCUCUUUUUUUCUUACUGGAUUUGUUUAUCCUAUUGUGGCUCAUUGGGUUUGGUCAUCUAGUGGUUGGCUAAGUCCAGGUUCGAGUUCUCUGCUGUUUGGCUCAGGUGCUAUUGAUUUUGCUGGUAGCGGAGUGGUGCAUCUGGUGGGUGCUAUUGCUGGACUCUGGGGAGCUGCAAUAGAAGGUCCAAGGGUUGGCCGGUUUGAUGCCUUUGGUAAACCUGUGCCAAUAAAAGGUCACAAUGCAACCUUGGUGGUUCUUGGAACAUUUUUGUUAUGGUUUGGAUGGUUCGGGUUCAAUCCUGGCUCCUUCAAUAAAAUAUUGGUACCUUAUCCUGACACGACAGAUCAAGGCCAUUGGACCUCAGUUGGACGGACUGCUGUUACAACCACACUUGCUGGUUCAACUGCAGGAAUCGUAACCCUUUUUGGACGAAGGCUACUGAUUGGCCAUUGGGAUGCUCUGGAUGUAUGCAAUGGGGUGCUUGGUGGAUUUGUCUCAAUAACAUCAGGUUGUGCUGUAGUUGAGCCAUGGGCUGCAGUUGUAUGCGGUUUUGUGGCAGCUUGGGUGUUGAUUGGGCUCAAUAUCCUGGCUUUAAAACUACAGUUUGAUGAUCCUCUAGAGGCAACACAAUUGCAUGGUGGAUGUGGAGCUUGGGGUUUGAUAUUUACAGGCCUGUUCGCAAAAGAGGAAUUCAUAGUCCAAGCAUAUGAUUCGGGUGUCCGAGGGAUAGUAAGGCCUUAUGGACUCUUCCUUGGUGGGGGUUGGAGUCUGCUUGGAGCUCAAGUGGUUGAACUACUGGCAGUGGUAGGCUGGGUUAGUGUGACAAUGGGUCCACUUUUCUAUGCACUUGACAAGCUUGGGUUGCUGCGGAUAUCAGUGGAUGAGGAAGUUGCAGGUCUUGACAUCUCUAGCCAUGGUGGUUAUGCAUACAAUGCUCAUCCAGAGUAUUCUUCUCCCCGUGAAGAGACCGGACCUCGCUUUUAUAGCGACUAUGUCAGGCUUCAGGAUAACUCAUGAUAUGCAAAAUAUUUCAAUGGCUGAAACUGGAAUUACACUCUGUGCUUGAAACAAUAAGCUUUCUGUUGUAUAUGCUUUCUAUCAUUUCAUCCUUGUUUGUAUAUAACCAAAAUCAUUUUAGUGUUCAAAGUAUAUAAAUUCAUUUCUCCUACCACUUCAACGUGAAUAAAGAUUUAUCCCUACGUGAA
Daucus carota subsp. sativus is the source of this 1601-nucleotide messenger RNA. Its product is annotated as ammonium transporter 1 member 3-like. The coding region runs from base 1 to 1413 and encodes 470 amino acids. The record is from RefSeq and is a predicted model, not a curated record. Gene Ontology annotation, biological process: ammonium homeostasis; ammonium transmembrane transport. NCBI's taxonomy places the organism in Eukaryota, Viridiplantae, Streptophyta, Magnoliopsida, Apiales, Apiaceae. The transcript has a single exon. Gene Ontology annotation, cellular component: plasma membrane. Gene Ontology annotation, molecular function: ammonium channel activity.